AUGCGCCGGUUGUGCCACGUGCUCAUGACCUUCGUCAUCUUUGCGUGGGAAACUCCUGGCGAGACGACUACCGACGGAGAUCAAGUCGACGUUACUGCUCUCGUGUCAUCCACUGUCCCAGCUCGUCUGAACGAAAGCGCGUUCGUCUCGCCAGAGCGUGUGGAGCUACACAAUUCCACCAUAGGCAAUACCAGCCUAGAGGACCCGAGAAAGGAGGAGAGGGCAAUUCUACCGUCCACUGUAUAUGAUGCAAUCGACAAGCUGUGGGAGGGCUUUUGGGGCACCAUACGCUCACGUACACCGAUUUUUAUCGACAAUUUCGCCGCACGCGUGACCGAGGAGAAGCUCAUCCAUGAGGGGACGAUAACCGACACCAAAAAGUUCCAGCAGAUCCUGUGUGACCUGUUCGAAACUCAGAAUGUGCGCGGGAAGUAUCGUACAGUGGUCGACUAUCUGACGCAACCUGUGCUGAGAAACGGGCGGGAGCAACCACGUGUGCAGUUCCAAGACCUUACUAAACUGUUUCACGAAUUUCGAAAAUCCACUGGCAUGCAGGUCCAUGCUGAUAGUAUGCAGAUGAUUGUCGCCUUUCUGUAUCCGGAUGAAUCGUUGGAACCAAUGAUGGAGCUAUGGGUGUCGGAACGAUUGACCCCUGAUGAAGUUUACAGGAUAUUGCCAGCGAGUCUCGAGGAGAAACUUCUAUACAGUCGUCCUUUCAAGCUGCCGAUACAGGUUUACGACGAAGCUUACACGACGGUGCAACAAUAUAUUGCUUUGUACAAGUAUCGGGUGGGAGAAUACACGAUCGAUCAAGAAAAGUCGCUGCUGAAGUUUUAUCUCAAUUACUUCGAACACAAAGAGAAAAUCGAACAACGUUUCCGCCGGCGCAUGAGGAAAUUGAGCCGGUGGCUAACGUUAUCUGGAACAUGGCCGAAUUGA
Peronospora matthiolae is the source of this 939-nucleotide messenger RNA. The record is from the annotation of a GenBank genome assembly. NCBI's taxonomy places the organism in Eukaryota, Oomycota, Peronosporomycetes, Peronosporales, Peronosporaceae.